Aricia agestis (brown argus) is the source of this 999-nucleotide messenger RNA. Its product is annotated as transcriptional adapter 1-like. Gene Ontology annotation, molecular function: transcription coactivator activity. Bases 86 to 991 code for a protein of 301 amino acids. The record is from RefSeq and is a predicted model, not a curated record. Gene Ontology annotation, biological process: regulation of transcription by RNA polymerase II. Gene Ontology annotation, cellular component: SAGA complex. The transcript has 3 exons. Lineage: Eukaryota; Metazoa; Arthropoda; Insecta; Lepidoptera; Lycaenidae.
UGUAAAAUUUGUUUGUUUUUCUGAAGCUAUUUUUUUAUUACUACCAAGAUUUCUAUGAUUGUAAAAUAAAACAAGUCCUAACGCUAUGUCGUCUGAUGCCCUAAAUAUUUGUCGUCGUAGGCUCAAUGAAGCCUUAGGUGAGAAAUCGACUAAAUAUUUCAAUCACAUGAAACAAUGGUUUCGAAUGAAAUUAACUAAAGAAGAGUUCGAUACCGAAGCUCGUGCUCUACUACAUUCUGAUCAGGUUCAAUAUCACAACGAAUUCCUGUUGGCUCUAUUAAACAAAGUUGAAGGGUUGGCUGAAGCGUCAAUAAACAUAGCCCAUGAGAAAUCGAGUUCACACAACAGAAGUAGAAGACACAAGAGAAGCUCGCGAAUGUCCGAGAAAUCAAACUUCGAACCGGCAGAUUUAUUAGAAUAUUUGCCGCCUAACUCGCCGCCCGGGGCUGGAAGCGAUGGUGUGAAAUAUGCAGCACAGGAAAUAUUUCUACCAGAUCACGCACUUGUUGUUGGUAGAUUUAUGUUAUCCGCAUGGGAACUUGGACUAGAAGGUGCAGAUGAUGACGCAGCAGAUCUCAUCGUUGUCGCUGUUCAGAAGUUCCUAAAGAACAUCAUUAGUACUGUGAUAGCACAACGCAAAGGAUACAAGUUACGUAACAACCGGUUUAUGUAUGAUAUUGGGGCGGAUGUGCCGAACAUGUGGCUGAGGAAUAGCAAUAAGUUGUACGAUCCACAGAGCGAAGGGAGAGUGGGGUUGGAUGAUAGCGGAGAAGCAUUGGGACCACGUUGCCCGCCCACUCUAGAUGAAGUCGAGCAUUCUGCUGCAUUUGAAAUUGCUUGCAGUGCAAACAAAGAGCCCAAUGAUGAUAGGCUGACAAUAGAUGAAUUCUACACCACACUUCUGUCACAUAAGAACAUAAUUGCAUGCCACUCAAUCUACGCAAUCAACAUGGAGAGGCUGGCGGUAAUGUUGAAUCAUCCUAGUUACUAGAUCAAGUG